This is a messenger RNA of Balaenoptera musculus (blue whale), 1217 nucleotides long. It is a transcript of the gene RNF208, whose product is annotated as ring finger protein 208. Gene Ontology annotation, biological process: protein ubiquitination. The coding region runs from base 46 to 849 and encodes 267 amino acids. Lineage: Eukaryota; Metazoa; Chordata; Mammalia; Artiodactyla; Balaenopteridae. Gene Ontology annotation, molecular function: ubiquitin protein ligase activity. The transcript has a single exon. The record is from RefSeq and is a predicted model, not a curated record.
ACUCCCCCACCCACCCGAACACCCAGUCUGACUGGAGACAGCCGGAUGCCGGCUGACCCUGGGCCCGAGGUGGGCAGUGGCUGGCCGGGCUUCCUCAUGUCCUGCCUGAAGGGCCCCCAUGUCAUCCUCAAGAUGGAGGCCAUGAAGAUGGUCCACCCUGAGAAGUUCCCCGAGCUGCAGGUGGCCGCCCCCUGCUUCCCACCUGCACCCCGGCCCACCCCCGCUCUGGCACCCAAGAGAGCCUGGCCCUCAGACACAGAGAUCAUCGUCAACCAGGCCUGUGGGGGGGACAUGCCUGCCUUGGAAGGGGCGCCCUGCACCCCGCCACUGCCACGUCGGCCCCGCAAGGGCAGCGCGGAGCUGGGCUUCCCCCGAGUGGCGCCGGCGGACGAGGUCAUCGUGAAUCAGUACGUGAUUCGGCCUGGCCCUGCGGCCUCAGGGGCCUCCGCGGCAGCGGCAGCGGCAGCGGCUGCAGGAGAGCCUCUGGAGUGCCCCACCUGCGGGCACACGUACAACGUCACGCAGCGGCGGCCCCGCGUGCUGUCCUGCCUGCACUCUGUGUGUGAGCAGUGCUUGCAGAUUCUCUACGAGUCUUGCCCCAAGUACAAGUUCAUCUCCUGUCCCACGUGCCGCCGCGAGACUGUGCUCUUCACUGACUACGGCCUGGCUGCGCUGGCCGUCAACACGUCCAUCUUGAGCCGCCUGCCACCCGAGGCACUGACCGCUCCGUCCGGUGGCCAGUGGGGGGGCGAGCCUGAGGGCAGCUGCUACCAGACCUUCCGGCAGUACUGCGGGGCCGCGUGCACCUGCCACGUGCGGAACCCGCUGUCUGCCUGCUCCAUCAUGUAGCGCCCGCCCGCCCGCCACCGCCCACCAGUCCUCGCUCGCUGCUUCUUCAGGGAUCUGGCCCUGCCCUGUUGCCCACUGACCCCUUGCCCACCACAGCUUCUGGCCCCCACCCACGUGGCACUGUCGCUGCAGCCAACUUUGCCAUUAAAACUCUGCCAAAGUCUGCACCUCGUUCCCUGGACUGAAGCCUAGGCCUGCGCACAGGCCUGGGCCAGGGUGGGCACCCAGGGCUGCAGCCCCGACAGGGUCCAGGCUGGAGCAGCCAGAGGGAGGCCCAGCGCUGUUUGGGGUCAGCCUGGUCUGCUCGCUGGGGGCCAGUCUGGUCCAGGCACGCUGCUCAGGAGGGCUGGGCCUGACUGUGUGUGUGU